This is a messenger RNA of Pecten maximus, 1362 nucleotides long. Its product is annotated as zinc finger MYND domain-containing protein 12-like. Gene Ontology annotation, molecular function: protein binding. The transcript has 8 exons. NCBI's taxonomy places the organism in Eukaryota, Metazoa, Mollusca, Bivalvia, Pectinida, Pectinidae. The coding region runs from base 94 to 1185 and encodes 363 amino acids. The record is from RefSeq and is a predicted model, not a curated record.
GCGUCAAUUCACUAGCAACCAUGUCAACAAAGAUGGCGGAUUGACGGACGGAAUAUGUAGUCGUAUGAAUUGUUCACGAAAACUGACACAGAGAUGACUUUAAAUCCACUCGCAAACCCGAAAGGGGUGAAACUUGCAUGUGAGCUAUGUCAGAAGCCAGCGUUUAUUCAGUGCACGAAAUGUCGCGUAACCUAUUACUGCGGAGUAGAACACCAGAAAGCAGACUGGAUGGGAAUCCAUGAAAAAAUCUGUCAAAGUCUUAUUCCCCUACGACAGGCUUCACCAUUCUUACCGUCGGAGGAAGAGCGACAGAAACGAAUUAAUCACCUCAAUGUUAAAAAGAGACAAAUGAUUGACCUCACCAGAACCACCGGUCAGAAGCUGUUAUUUGAAGGUCGACAUGAACAGGCUGUACCAGCCGCGAUGCAGUCACUCAGAUUUGCUAUAGAUGUACAUGGUCUGGCUAGCAUAGAACUUGUGCCAUCCUACCUUAUACUAGGAGAGGCUAGCAUUGGGCUGGGUCGUCUGUCCCAAGCAGAGGAGUACCUAGCUCAGGCCCAGUGGACGGCUCUCAAAACGCCAGAGUGUUCUAAUGCAAUCAAAUCGAAACUCUACAGAAACCUUGGUCUUCUGUAUGCUGCCAAGGGACAGUAUGACGACUCGCUCCGACAGCAUGCAGACGACAUUUAUCACGCCUCAGAAGAGUUUGGUACAGAUGAUAUCAGGACAUCUGGCGGGUAUUAUCAUAUGGCCAAUGUUUUCUUCCGUCAGGGCAGGAUGGAUAUCGCUGAUACACUAUACAGACAGGUAGCAGAAAUCUGGUACAGACACUUACUACAGAUAGUAAGGGUACGCACAGCAACCCCAGACAUCCCAAAGGGGAUCGGCCCCAUCAUUUCUGAGGGAAACCUUGAGGAAGAAGACAGUCUGGACGAGGCACAGGAAGCAGAAGCCGUUCAGGUACUAAAUGCCAUAUACGACAUGAGAGAACAUCAGUCUAACAGACGUGCCCAGGACCUCGCCAAAGUCAGCCACGCACUGGCCAUGUUAUACUUUAUACUUAUGGAUAUCAGCAAGGCCAAAGAAUUCGGCAGGAAGGCAGUGGUAGCUAGUGAGGGAGACUCUGACGACUCUUUGUCACGGUCCGUUGUGGAAUUCAUGAAAAUAUUGGAGGCUGUAAAGUGAAGAAGCACUGAAUUGACCUGUUAGGAUUCCAGGCAGAUAUUGAAUGAUCAUUUUGUUAAUGUUGUGCUUCAGUUACAGGAUGGAUUUUCUGACAAUAUUCUGAAACUGUGAUAAGAAGAAUUGAAAUUCAUAUUUCAUUGUAUUGAAGCAUCCAUUAAAUCACUUGUUAUAUAUCGA